Messenger RNA from Pristis pectinata (smalltooth sawfish), 1627 nucleotides. Its product is annotated as keratin, type II cytoskeletal 8-like. The transcript has 9 exons. Gene Ontology annotation, cellular component: keratin filament. The record is from RefSeq and is a predicted model, not a curated record. Bases 133 to 1464 code for a protein of 443 amino acids. NCBI's taxonomy places the organism in Eukaryota, Metazoa, Chordata, Chondrichthyes, Rhinopristiformes, Pristidae.
CAGCUAACGGGAACGUAGUACCCUCGGGGCAGACGUGGACACAAGCAGGGUUCGGGGCUAAUCACCGGCCGUAAAUAAUCGAAGCGUGACGCUCUUCAUUCUGCGAAAGCUUCUCCGUUGAAAGAGUUCAACAUGUCCCAACGUUUCUCAUACCAGACCAAGAAAUUCAGCAGCCAGUCUUACACCCCGAGCUCGGCGAUGCAACGGGCUGGUUCGUUCCGCUCGGCCGGGUAUCUAGCUGCGGCGCCGCAGCAGCGACUAAUCCCCAGACCCGUGUCGCUGGAGGUACCCCACUUCGAGGAUGGUCAGGCUUUCCAGGAGCUCCGCAUCCAAGAGAAAGAGCAAAUCAAGGGACUAAACAACCAGUUCGCCUCUUUCAUCGACAAGGUGCGGGCAUUGGAACAACGCAACAAACAACUCGAAAUGCACUGGCAGUUGCUGCAGGAGAAAGGUGUGCGUACUUCCAACAUCGACGGUCUGUACCAGGCUUAUUCCAACAACCUCAAGCAGCAGAUUGAAGCUUUGGCCCAGGAGAAAAUGCGCCUGGGAGCCGAACUAGACAACGUGCAGGGCUUGGUGGAAGACUACAAGACAAAGUAUGAAGAUGAAAUUAACAUGCGCACAGAGAAGGAAAAUGAAUUUGUUAUGAUCAAGAAGGAUGUUGACGAAAGCUAUCUCAACAAGGUGGAGUUGGAGGCGAAGCUUGAGAGCCUUACUGAUGAAAUCAACUUCCUGAAGGAAAUAUUUGAUGAGGAAAUCCGUGAGUUGCAAGCCCAGAUCAAGAACACUGCUGUCACUCUGGAAGUUGAUACCAGUCGCAACCUGGACCUUAGCAACAUCAUCAAUGAUGUCCGGGUUCAUUAUGAAGGAAUGGUGAACAAAAUGCGCCAAGAAAACAUCUCUACAUGUGAGAUGAAGUUCAGUGACAUGAAGAAAAAUUCUGGAAAAUGUGCAGAUGAGCUCCGUGUUGUGAAGACUGAGAUCACAGACAUGCAAAGACAAACUGGAAGACUAACCUCUGAAAUCCAGGGUUUGAAGCAACAAAAAGAGGCGUUGGAGGCUGCAAUUUCUGAAGCAGAAGAACGUGGAGGAAUGGCCAUUGCUGAAGCCAAGAACCGCAUUGCUGAACUGCAGAAUGCCAUUGACAAAACUAACCAAGAAAUGAUCCGCCAAGUGCGGGAGUACCAGGAGCUGAUGAAUACCAAGCUUGCCCUGGACAUUGAAAUUGCCACUUACAAGAAACUGCUUGAAGGCGAAGAGAUCAGAUUGUCAAAACCAGUGAGCGUGACCAUGCACCAAUCAACAAAAAGUAUUAAAAAUUAUUCGUAUCCAGGGAUGCAGUUUGAGACCUCAAUCCAUGGUGGCCUGGAAACAAGUGGAACAAGCAGAUCUCUUAUUGUCAAGACGAUUGAGACCAAGAAUGGGAAGACACUCUCUGAGUCAUCUGUCUUUCAAAGAAGAUGAAGUACCUACAUUUUGCUAAAAGUUGUCUGGUCAUUUCAAUAAUUUUCAAUGUCUUGCCUUUCAAGUCCUCAAUGAGUUCUUAAAGGAUUGUGAGAAUAACGGUUUUUGAAGGAUUUUAUUCCACUCCUGGGAAUAAAUGUGAAAUAAAGCUUGAUAAUAUGCA